Molecule: messenger RNA, 909 nt
Organism: Protopolystoma xenopodis
Lineage: Eukaryota; Metazoa; Platyhelminthes; Monogenea; Polystomatidea; Polystomatidae
Source: the annotation of a GenBank genome assembly
AUGUUUCCGAGUGCCGCGAAGACGUUCUAUUAUGCCGAUCUGAUGGCGAACUAUCUGCUCUUCUACUGCGGCAGCCUGGCUAUUAGCUUGAGCAUCGGCGGGUUCAUGCUUCAGCCGCCCUUGGCAGCAAAGCGUCUCUCCUAUCCCUACUAUCACUUCACGGGCAUUUGGCUGGGCUCUUUUGUCAUCCUCCUCAGCGCUCUGGUACCGAUGGGCCGCCACGGAGUGAGCUAUCUACGAUUCAUUUUCAUCAUCGGACUCUUCGUCAACGUCAUCCUCUCGGCCGCCAUUGGCAUGCUGUUGGACGAGCUGAUCGUCUGGUUCGAGAUGCCCAUUGUCACGUUGAUGGGAUCCGACAAUGAGUUUUCAGCUGAAGACAUCAGCGUGGCUCAGUCGUUUGGACGCUUCUUCAACAUGCAACAGUUGCGCGCCAAGUCGAUGUUUACACUCGCCAUGAUCAUAACUUGCCUCAUCUACUAUCGACUGGUCGCGUUCGGUGUGGUCAUCUACGAUGAUAUCAGCAUGAUGACGCAACAGGUCAUCAAGCCGGAAGAGGAGAAGGCCUAUCAGGACCUGUUGGACCAAUAUAACCAGAGCGUGGAGGAAGGAUUGUUUGCGGGAAUGUCGCCGACAUUCGAUGAGAUUAAGUCUUCCGGUGUGCAUACACUUGCACACGCAGACAAACGGACACAAACAUGCUGUCGGACUAUUGGGGAGGACAGCUCUUUUGAAGAGCGGCACAAAAUAGUCCAAAUUCAGGCCGGUACAGUGGAGCUAAUGAACCGGAAAUUGAAAGAUCUCUUUCUUCUUCGGUGGUAUGGCAGACGCGCUGCGCUCUUGACAACUGGCCUGGUCAGAAGACUUCUUCAUGUGAUUCCAACAGGCAAAGUCUGCAUUCAAGAAAGUUAA